AUGACAACACCAAAUCCUGAUUACGAAGACUUCUUCCGUUACACGAGUGGACGAUGGCUCUGGAAUGAAGAACAGCAGCUUAAGGACAGGUAUAAGGCCUUCAACGUUACUGAGCUCCAAAGCCUCGCGGCCAAAGCCGUUCAAUCAGACAGCUGCAUAUCCAUAACGAAGCUGGCCGAGGGAUGA
Molecule: messenger RNA, 186 nt
Organism: Penicillium psychrosexuale
Lineage: Eukaryota; Fungi; Ascomycota; Eurotiomycetes; Eurotiales; Aspergillaceae
Exons: 1
Coding region: 1-186 (61 amino acids)
Cellular component (GO): mitochondrion
Source: RefSeq, a predicted model, not a curated record